Asterias rubens (European starfish) is the source of this 1038-nucleotide messenger RNA. RefSeq names its product probable G-protein coupled receptor No18. The coding region runs from base 1 to 1038 and encodes 345 amino acids. Gene Ontology annotation, cellular component: membrane. Lineage: Eukaryota; Metazoa; Echinodermata; Asteroidea; Forcipulatida; Asteriidae. Gene Ontology annotation, biological process: G protein-coupled receptor signaling pathway. The transcript has a single exon. Gene Ontology annotation, molecular function: G protein-coupled receptor activity. The record is from RefSeq and is a predicted model, not a curated record.
AUGGAAAAUGUUACCAGUGUGGAUAUUAUGGACGCAUUACCAUUCACGUACAGCGAAAGGGUAGGCGUUGCAAUAUUGCUUCUGAUUAUCUUCGUUCUAGGCACAGUUGGAAAUAGCAUCGUCAUCUUGGCUGUUGCCCUGUCUAAGGAUUUACAGACUAUUCCUAACGUGUUUGUAGUGAGUCUAGCUGUGGCAGACUUAUGUUAUUGUCUGCUUCUUCCGUUUAGCUCAGUGGUACCUUUACUCUCUAGGGACGGGUGGCGCUCAGAAACUCUUUGCUUCCUUCUAGCGCUCAUGGCCUUUACCAGCGUCGGGUCAAGCUUGUACAAUCUCGCAUGCAUCGCUCUCAACCGCCUAUUUGUGAUUAAAGGACCAGUGAAAGCACACGAGUGGCUGUUUACCACCAAGAAGAUUGUCAUCAUGGUGGCUGGUACGUGGGUUAUCCCUCUGGCAGCUAUGCUGGUUCCACUCGCCUUCGGGAUCGGUGCUUUGGGGUACGACGAGCAGGAUAACACAUGCAGUGAUAUUGACACACACCUACGAUUCAUGGAGUACCAUUUGAUCCAGGUGUUCUGUUUUUAUCCUAUCCCACUUCUGAUACUAACUAUCAGUUACUCUCUAGUAUUCAUACACGUCAAGCGUCAUUUCAAGCACAGAGAAGAGUCAUUUAGGUCAUCACAUGAGAUGACUGACUUUCAAGCAGACGAUGAGAUGCAAGAACAAGUCACUGCGCGUUUCAAGAAACGCGCGAACAGACAACAACUUCAGAUCACUAAAAAUCUCUUCAUAGUGACCUGUUUAUUCGUUGUGUGUUUCUCCCCAUAUUCAGUUGCUCUUCUAGUGACCUCUAACGCGAGAACAUUGCUGUUUCUGUCGGUGUUGUUUACAUUUAACAGCUGUGUCAAUCCAAUAGUGUACACUGUGAACCAUCCACGGUUCAAUGUUGUCAUUCGAUGUAUCUUAGGAUGUAGGUUCGGGGAUAUACCUAAACCAUCAGGACUUCUUGUGUCGACCCGUGAAAGAUUCUGUCGAGCAUAA